Molecule: messenger RNA, 2025 nt
Organism: Huiozyma naganishii CBS 8797
Lineage: Eukaryota; Fungi; Ascomycota; Saccharomycetes; Saccharomycetales; Saccharomycetaceae
Gene: ECM27
Product: Ecm27p
Exons: 1
Coding region: 1-2025 (674 amino acids)
Biological process (GO): transmembrane transport; intracellular calcium ion homeostasis; monoatomic cation transport
Cellular component (GO): membrane
Molecular function (GO): monoatomic cation transmembrane transporter activity
Source: RefSeq, a predicted model, not a curated record
AUGGACCUGUUGCUCAGAUUGACACACCCAAGUCUGCUGUACACACAGGACGCACUCUCACCCACUUUUGUGCUCACAAGUUUGGUCCACUUGUCACUGGGGUUCGUGCUCCUCGGGAUCUGUGCCUCGGAGUACCUAUGUCCGAACGUCGCUAAGAUAGUGGAGAUAGGAAGCACGGGCAGUGCUACAGGUGCAAGUACAGGCGCUGCCGCUUCGUCCGCAGUCUCCUCCGGUGUGCUGAUGGCUAUCCUGCUCUCCUGGUGCAACUCCGCCCCAGACCUGUUCUCAAACCUUAUGGGGUGGACAUCCACACACUACCUGACCACCGUGUCGCUGUCUCUCGGGGAGGUGCUCGGCGCUUGUGGGAUCAUACUCUGCAUAGUGAUGGGCGUGCUCUUCCUCAGCAUGGCCAUCGGCCCACGCUUGCAGUUCUCCGCACUGCAAGUCGCAAACAUCGAACGAGACCUCCGAUUCGUGUUACUCGCAAUGGCAUACCUCACAUACGUGACAGUUCGCAACAAAAUCACAGUCCUCGAUUGCGUCCUAAUGACAGCUGUCUACAUGGGCUACGUCUACGUCAAGUUUAGAAAGUGGGGGAAGUUGCGAGCGCAGGAACAGGAUACGGCUACAGGUAACGACAUCGACACACUAACGAUCAAACCCAGUCUCAUCUCUGCGAUGGACUUUACGUCCUUGCUCGUAAUGCUAGAAAGAUCUAGCAGCGUCUCCCCUGAGAACGCAGAGCAGGAACUCAUCUCGAUGACAGGCGACCCACUAGCGAUGAACAUGCACCAAUUCGCUGUGAGGCCAAGCUCAGAGCCCGCAAUUGGGUCUGAGAGGAUGAUGGACGAUACGGAUCCUCGGUUAACGAGCACGGCCCCAGGUGGGUUCGUUCCCUACCACGAUGACCCUGACGCAGUGGAUGAUGAGACUGCGCCCAAGGAUAACACGGCAUUGUUCCUGCGGGGCAGGACAACACCGAGAAUAUUCUUCACGCGAUUGCUGGCACCGCAUCUGUUCCAUUUCAGAAGGAAAUCAACCGUCGAUGCUAUACUAUCGAUCCUCACGACACCAUUCGUCGUGAUCCUACAACUAUCGUGCCCGAAACACGCAGAUAUAGUAGACCACGAUACGAGUACCGUGCACGUCAGGUAUUCAGAGAUGUUCGUGCUAUGGACGCAGUGUAUUCUGAGCCCACUGGUGACCACAUUGCUGCUCGCAUGCCUGCUGUAUUUGGAAAGUGUUCCCUGGUACCUGUGGGUGCUCACCUUCUUGGCGUCUGGUGGGCUCGCUGGCUUGCUUAUAUACUUCCAAACCAUUGCUAAGGAGAUCAGCACUUUCUCACUAAGCUCGCCCAUAGACGACGUGGAAACGGAGAAUAAAAGACGAAGGAGACUCGACUUCACUCAGGGUUUAGUCUCGGUCGUGUUUCUACUCAUCGGCAUCGUCAACUCCAUCAUGUUCAUCUCGCUUAUUGCCAACGCACUGGUAGAACUCAUGGAGUUGUACCAGCGCUUGACAGAUAUAUCGAAAGCCAUCCUCGGGCUGACCGUGUUCGCGUGGGGGAAUUCGAUAGGGGAUCUAUUGACAAAUAUCGCAAUGUGCAGACUGUAUCUGAAGACCCCAGCGGAAAGCGGUGAAAUUGCGUCUCAGGCAACCAGAUUCUUUGUCAUAUCCAUACAGUCGUGUCUGGGGGGUGUCAUGUUGAACUCCAUGAUCAGUAUAGGCAUUAGUGGCAUCAUAUCGCUCGUGUUUGUCCAUAGAGACCCUCUGCACUGGUGGUUUCUACGCUACGUGGAACUACGCGAUGGGGAUGGCUUGCCAGCUACUGCGAUCAACUACAAGUUCCUUUUGUCGUGCAUCGCCAUUCUAGUGCAGGUGAUACUUCUUCUCAUACUCUUCAAGAGCAACAAAAUAAUAGAAAAAUGGUCUUCUCCUCGGUAUAUGAGGAUAUUUGGCAUCUCGAUGUGUACAAUCUGGGGGUUAACAACGCUCUCCAACGUUCUGAUAGAAAUAUUUGCAUGA